Molecule: messenger RNA, 684 nt
Organism: Aspergillus sclerotioniger CBS 115572
Lineage: Eukaryota; Fungi; Ascomycota; Eurotiomycetes; Eurotiales; Aspergillaceae
Exons: 2
Coding region: 1-684 (227 amino acids)
Source: RefSeq, a predicted model, not a curated record
AUGUUCUCUAAAAAAGAGCUUACUUCGAAGGGUAUGAGCUAUCCGAGAGAGUACAAGGCCCUCGACACCUUAUACCGUCAUCUUGCUACAUUGGAGCAACAAUACCUCUCUGAUGACGAAGCAGAAAGCUUCGAGGUCAGAUUUUCGGGAUUUGACAUCUCAACGGGGCAGACUUCUAAGGGCACGGGUUCCUUUUUCCUGCCAAACCCCGGCGAAGAGUACAACGUUUCUGGUGCACAGAUCGAAUAUGAUGAGUUCGCACACCACCGCGGUGAAAAGGAGACCCUUGGACGCCUAGACUCUCUGACCAACACUUAUAUGGAGUAUGGUGCCGCUCUGGCGCAGAAGUUCCAACCACCAUCCAAGUCCAUUCUGUUUGCCGGUCCAAUGUCGGACCGGAGAAUGAUAAUCCGCGGCGUAGAGUAUACGAAGAUUGAAGCCGCUCAACAAUUCGCUGAGCCCCGCACGUCGCAUCGUGUUCUGGUUACGUACAGUACUAAUCGGAUGGAAGAUCGUGUGACUGUGUCGGAGUUGGAAAUAAUGGUCAGCUGGGUUCUAGGAGGCAUGGGAGCUCAGACAUAUGCAUACUGGCGGAAGAAUCUUCGGGCCUCUGAUCUUCAUAUGACAUUUCCGGUGGGUGGAGUUCCCAAUAUGCCCUCUGUCUCUCUGUUGCUUUUUUCCUAA